UUAAGGCAACAGUCAGACCAGUGUUGACUCCAGGCUAAUUGUGUAUGCUUUUCUGCCAGAAUGAAUGUGUUUUUUCCUGAACUACUUGUUAAUGGACGGUGACAUCAGUGAUAAAGAUUGUUACUUACUUUUCCUGCUGGUUUCCUGCUCUCAGGCCAAUGGCUGUUGUGGAGGACCGGUUCAUGCAAUUCCACCCAAUUCACGGGGUAAAUGUCACACUGGACAACUCAGCAACACAAGCCACAAGGGUUGAAAGCUUUGCUAAUGGAGUCUGCUUCAGCAAACACCCCUUGGUCCCCGGAGAGAUCUUCCUUGUUGAGAUUGAGGACAAGGAACUGGGCUGGUGUGGCCACUUAAGGAUCGGGCUGACAGCCCAUGAUCCAAGAAGACUGGAGGCAGUACCUGAGUACUCCUUGCCUGACCUAGUGGACAUGGGUAACAGCUGGGUCUUUGCCAUCACCCGAUCCCACAACAAGGUUGUCGAGGAGGGGGAAGCCAGAGAAGACGCAGAGGGCAGAGUUUUGGCAGAGGAAAGAGUCUCUAACCCUUGCACAUUUUUCACAAAGUCCCACCUUCAUAUUGAAAAUGUACGCAUCCCUAGGGACAAACUGGUAGGACGCAGUCGGCCUGGACGCUUCAGCCACAUCCUGGACGACCUGUACAAAACGAACGCGCUCCCCCCUACCGCCCGUCGCAGCCGCAUCGGAGUGCUGUUUGUGCCCAGAGGACAGGGCAUCGCCGACAUGCACAUCGUCAUUAAUGGAGAAGACAUGGGCGCCAGCGCCAAAGGAAUUCCCACCCAGCAGCCACUCUAUGCCGUGGUAGACGUGUUCGCUGCCACCAAAUGCGUCCGAAUUAUCCAGGUGGAGUACGGCUUUUCAUCUCUACAGACACUGUGCCGGAAGACAAUUCAGAAACACAUUGUUCACAGAAUGGCUCUGGACUGGCUGGAGCUACCAGAAAUACUAAAAAAUUACUGCAAGUAUGAAUGACAAUGGUAUGUGCUGAAACUGAAACUAUUUAUAUUAAAUACUGGAUAAACACUCCUGCUAAGAAAGCUAAUGCUCAAUGACAACAAACAGACUGGACUACUUAAGGACAAAUCCAUACCUCACAGAUUUGCCUUAUUUAUACAGCAAGACAAAAAAUCCCUGAGUUUACAAAAUAAAAAAAACAGUUCUGCAAAUAAA
Conger conger (European conger) is the source of this 1190-nucleotide messenger RNA. RefSeq names its product neuralized E3 ubiquitin protein ligase 2 (gene neurl2). The transcript has 3 exons. Lineage: Eukaryota; Metazoa; Chordata; Actinopteri; Anguilliformes; Congridae. The coding region runs from base 159 to 992 and encodes 277 amino acids. The record is from RefSeq and is a predicted model, not a curated record. Gene Ontology annotation, biological process: intracellular signal transduction. Gene Ontology annotation, molecular function: ubiquitin protein ligase activity.